AUGAUGCUCCGUUCUCGCAACACCAUCAACCAGAAUGGCGAGGGAAAACGUCAGGUACUGAAGUCUGUGACCUCGAAGCACAAGAAUAUUGAUGUUUCUGAUCAGCCAAAGAUGAAGAGGGCGGCUCUUGGAGAUAUUACAUCUGUAAGUAGUAGAGAUUGAAUUUUUUGGUGUGUCCUAUCUUUUAGAUGCUUAUCAACAUUUCUCGUCGAGUGGUUGAGCCUUUAUUUGCUUUAGGCAUCUUUUGGCUAAAUUAUAUUACACUUGAUACCUAUUUUUGAUGUUAGUGUUUCGGGAGUAUUUGAGUGUAUUAUCUGUUUGGAAAUGGCUCGAAAUGAUAGUGUAUGCAUCUAAAAUAUUUAUUUGCAGGGUCUCUCGUCAUAUCAGAUCGAUUCCACGAAGAAAAAAUGCACUUCCGUGACCUUCAACCUCAAGGUGGAGAAGGUCGAACGCCUUCUUUCGUUGAAGGAUGUGGAAGAAGCGGAGGAGCUGGAAGUCGACCCAUGCCCUGAGGUCGACUUUGACAAGGAGAAUGCGUCCGAUCCGUAUGCCGUUUCGGACUUUGCUGCCGAUAUCUUCAAGUACCUCAAAUCGAGAGAGGUAGGUCUAAUAUAACUGUGAUUUUUACAUGCUAUUUGCGUCUGAUUGGCUGAUGGGGUGCUUUAUUGCAGCCUCUUUUUAUCCCUGGCCGUUACUCAGUUCAACACAAGUUCCUGGACAUGAAGAAUCGCGCAAUUUUGGUGGAUUGGCUGAUCGAGAUUCAGGAGGCAUUCGAACAAAAUCAUGAGACCCUUUAUAUGGCCGUGAAUCUGAUGGAUCGUUUCUUCACCAACUGUCGGGUCCUCCGGAAGGAGCAGCUGCAGCUGGUGACUACUGCCGCUGUGUUGGUGGCUUCAAAAGUUGAGGUAAGGAGUGAGAUCAAUUAUAAUAUAAUUUUUUGUCGUGGACAGUGUUUUGAGGAAAAAUUCGAGGGGGGGGGUUAUCAUUUAUUAGAGUCGUGGAUGGUUUCCGGAAUUAAUUGUAGCUUAAAUAGAGGGGUAAGAUGGGACCGUAACACAUUUUUUUGACGGUGCCGCUCGGUCUAGUAUAAGGUCGGAGACUUCAAUUUUUAUCAACUUCCCUAUUUCAAACACUUUCAGGAACGGUGUGCCCCACUCAUUGAUGAUCUGAUCUAUUUGGUCAAGGACGCGUUCGACGCCAAGACCCUCAAGAGAAUGGAACAAGAGCUCCUGGUCACCAUCGGCUAUGAUAUCUGUUCGCCAUUGUCCUACUCGUUCCUGAGACGCUAUGGACGCGUGAUCAGGUGUGAUAUGCCUUUGCUGACUCUGGCCAGAUACAUUCUUGAAGUUUCGUUGCAUUUCCUCGACUUUUGUCGAGUGGCGCCGUCCAAAAUGGCCGCCGCUUGUCUGCUGUUGGCCAUGAGAAUGACCAACGCUGGGGAAUGGAACACGGUGCUGUUGAAGUACUCGGGAUACACGGCGGAGGAUCUGGAGGCGUUGAGUUGGUCGUUAAACCACAUGCUGAAAGUCUACAGACAACGCUUUCCGGAGAUCAAGAUGGUUUGGGGGAAAUAUUCUCAUGAGUAGGUUUUGUUUCGAUGGAGAAUGUACAGUAAUCUUAUUUCCGUGGAAGUACAGCGGACCUGAUCCAGUGGCAAAAAACGUACCAUUUUGCAUCGGGAAGGUAUCAAAAAUGUGGCAAAAUGCUUCCCUCUCCAAGUGAAAAAAACCGUUUACGGAGUGCGAGUGCGCUUUUAAUCGGAGUUUCUCACUUGGAGAGGGAAGCAUUUUGCCACAUUUUUGAUAUUUCCCGGAUGCAAAAUGGUACGUUUUUUGCCACUGAAUCAGGUCCCCCAGUAUCUGUACAUGUUGUAUUAUACCUCAUGUAUAAUGUAUGAAAAAUUUCAGAGUAUUCUUUGAAGUGGCCAAGACCCCGAUCCUGAAGGACAGAUUCCGUGCUGACGCACCAAUUGGCCCUCCCAACAAGGACAUUGCUGAUCACUCGAACUUGGAACAUUAG
Bursaphelenchus xylophilus (pine wood nematode) is the source of this 2019-nucleotide messenger RNA. The record is from the annotation of a GenBank genome assembly. Lineage: Eukaryota; Metazoa; Nematoda; Chromadorea; Rhabditida; Aphelenchoididae.